GGCCUCGGACGACGUGCUCUCUCAGCGGCGCCAGCGGGCCGAGAUCCUGCGUCGCGGGCGCUGGCGGACCACGGAGAGCCUGAACCGCUGCGCCAAGGAGACCGAGCUCCUGGGCGAGUCCACCUGGAUCCCGCCCGAGGCCAUGGAGCUCGGGGCCUUCCUCGAGACCAAUCUUGAGGCGCUGAUCCUCGGCAGCCCCCACGACUGGCCGGCGACUUGCCGCGCCUCCGCCCGCUGCCCCGGGAAAGACUGCCGGGCGCAGGAGGCCGCCUUCGCAAGCGGCCCUCGGCCCUGGCGCCGGCGAGAGCAGCCGGCCGGCACGCGCAGCGAAGCGGCGCCUGAAGCGCCCGCAUCGGCGCGCCGCCGCGACAGGUCUGACUGCCAUCCGUUCGGACUGCCCGACCUCUCGGCCGCUGAGCAG
Prorocentrum cordatum is the source of this 421-nucleotide messenger RNA. The record is from the annotation of a GenBank genome assembly. NCBI's taxonomy places the organism in Eukaryota, Dinophyceae, Prorocentrales, Prorocentraceae.